AUGGGGCCCUUGCUGUUGCCUAGUCUCAAAAUGAGGAAUUCAUUAAAAUACCUNNNNGGCCUGCAGGCGCUGCUGCGCGAGCAGGAGGGCGCCUACUACCCGGUGCUGGAGCACUACAGCGGCGAGUCGGACGCCUCCAGCCCCCGCUCCAACUGCUCCGACGGCAUGAUGGAAUACAGUGGGCCUCCUUGCAACUCCCGCAGAAGAAACAGCUACGACAACAGCUACUACACGGAAUCACCAAAUGAUCCAAAGCAUGGGAAGAGUUCUGUUGUUUCUAGCCUUGAUUGCCUCUCAAGCAUUGUGGAGAGGAUUUCCACAGAUAACUCCACAUGUCCAGUCCUGCCCGCAGUGGAAAGCGUUGCUGAAGGGAGUCCCUGUUCCCCCUCCGAAGGAGCCAACCUGAAUGAGAGUGGAGUCCAAAUUCCUUCCCCCACCAACUGCACCCCGCUUCCCCAGGAUAACAGCAGCAACCCUAUCUACCAAGUGCUAUAA
Molecule: messenger RNA, 495 nt
Organism: Struthio camelus australis
Lineage: Eukaryota; Metazoa; Chordata; Aves; Struthioniformes; Struthionidae
Gene: MYOD1
Product: myogenic differentiation 1
Biological process (GO): skeletal muscle cell differentiation; regulation of transcription by RNA polymerase II; muscle organ development
Molecular function (GO): protein dimerization activity; DNA-binding transcription factor activity, RNA polymerase II-specific; RNA polymerase II cis-regulatory region sequence-specific DNA binding
Source: RefSeq, a predicted model, not a curated record